Molecule: messenger RNA, 2192 nt
Organism: Baudoinia panamericana UAMH 10762
Lineage: Eukaryota; Fungi; Ascomycota; Dothideomycetes; Mycosphaerellales; Teratosphaeriaceae
Exons: 4
Coding region: 169-2094 (641 amino acids)
Biological process (GO): DNA-templated transcription; regulation of DNA-templated transcription
Molecular function (GO): DNA-binding transcription factor activity, RNA polymerase II-specific; zinc ion binding; DNA binding
Source: RefSeq, a predicted model, not a curated record
UGCGACCCGUGUGGCACAAUCUACAUUCACUCUGACAACAUAUGCUUCAAAUGGUCCUGACUCGCAAAAAGCCGCUUUGCCGAGGUGAAGUGAAUCGGAAACCCCCUCCUCGGCGUUCCGCCACCGUCCAGUCGCCGACCCCACCUGCAGGCAUCACCAGUAGCAAAGAUGUCGACCAUGUCGAAGACAACGGAUCGCACCACCGUUUCGGCAAAAGCUUGUUCGACAUGUCAUAGUCGCAAGGUUAGAUGUGAUAUUGGUGUUGUCGGACCGAUAUGCAGCAACUGCUCCAAGGCCGGCGCCGAGUGCAUCCCGCACGUACGUAAGCGCAAGAGAGACCUGGAUCUCAUCCAUGAAUCCCAGCAUAAGCAACAACCGCCGCCAACAGAUCAUCGCCAUGUGAAGCGCAUAUCAGCCGACCAUCCUAUUGAGAUCUCGCCGCAAUCCAGCUAUCUCGUCCGCGUCGAACAACAGCCACAAACAGACGGUCGGCCGGCAAAACGCGUGUCAAUUGAACCUCCGAUCGGCAUCUCGCCACAAUCCAGCUACUUAGGCCGCGCCGAGUACGUGCCAGCGCACAUUCCCAUCGAUGAGGAGGAUGCCUCGCGCUACCACAACAUCCAUCACACGCCUUCGAGCGCACAUGAAGAUGGGAAGCGGACCGUAGAGCUGCCGCAGUCGAUCCGACAGAGUCUCGUAAGCUCGUUCGUUGCUCAUUGUCGGCCAUGGAUGCCUCUUAUGGCUGAGGCUGAGAUCUGGCGGCUCAUGGCAGAAGAACCGGACGGCCUCCUAAUGACGGCCAUCUACGUAGCCGGCAGCCGCACGUCAACGUCCCCACGAGCGUCCGAAGUGGGCGCUGAAUGCUAUCGACGAGCCAAGUGGCUCUUCUAUGCCGAGACGGAAGUUGAUCCCAUCCGCAACAUUAUGGCCGUCAUCUUUCUGCAGUGGUGGAAUGGUUCCGGGCCGGAGCAUGUGUCAACGAACAACAGUAGCUUCUGGUUGCGCAUUGGCGUUGCGCUGGCUCAUCAGACCGGCCUGCAUAAGGAGCCUAGUAAGGACGAUCGGAGUUUGCGGCGUCGUAUUUGGUGGACGCUUGUGUCCCGAGACAGCCAAAUAGCAACCAGUCACGGCCGCCCCCGCGCCAUCAAUCUCCUAGACUCCGACGUGCGACCCCUGACACCCACUGACUUCGACUCAGCCUCGGACGCCGACCGUUUCAUCCCCUUCGUCCAGAUCACCCUCCUCCUCGGCGACUUGACCGAGCGGUCCCUCCGCGGCGACCUAACCGCUCACGCCCGCGUCCAGCUCGAAGAACGGCUACUCCGCUGGCUCGCAGACCUGCCACCAACCCUCCAACUUUUCGACCGAGAGACCAGAGUAUUGAGAGCUUACAACUUCGCCUCCCGCAACCUCCAUCUCGCCUACUUCGCCACCUUGACCAUCCUCUUCCAUCAGAAACAAAAACAGAACCCCUCCGCUGACGUGCCACCGACUAUGCCGAGCUUGGUCGCCGCCAGCUUCAUCUUAGGCAUUGUGGAAGAGUACCUCAAUUGGGGCGACACGGCUUUCGUCAGUCCGGCGUGCAUCUUCUACCUUUUCACCGCGUCCCUGGCCUUACUAUCCUCGCACCGAUUCCCCUGUCUCGCAUCGGCGGCGGACGCGGCGCAAGAACGGGGCGUGGUGGAGACAACGUUGGAGGAGCUGAAGAAGCGGUUCGCGAGCGCUUAUGGGAAGGAGAGGGUGGUCAAGGCUAUUACGCAGUUGUCGUUGCAGCAGCAGAGUCAGGGUGGCGGUAGCGGUAUUGUUACGCAGCCGAGGAUUGACGUGCUGAAGCUUUCGCCACGGGAGUUGGAGUUCUUCGCACCGUUUGGGGCAGGUCUGUGCCGCCACUGGGGGAUCGUGCAGGCGUCGAAAUCCGGUGGGCCAGUCGGCUCGGAUGGCGUGAUGGGAGGUCGGGGAGAGUACCUGCCUGGCGGCGAGCCGGCGAUGCGGAGUGUACAGCCGUUUCCGGAGAGCGCGACGCUGCUGGGGCUGGAUGAGCUGUUGGCGGAUGAUGCGUUUGGGCAGUAUUGGUGGAAUUCGUUGACGUAUUAGCGUGGCAGCCCAGGCUGGCUCGGCAGUGUCUUGUUCAACGUGUGUCGAAGUAGGAUUCGUUAUGAUGUACGAGUUCGAUCAUUUCCCGUACCGUGUCU